Messenger RNA from Venturia canescens, 673 nucleotides. It is a transcript of the gene Pop5, whose product is annotated as POP5 ribonuclease P/MRP subunit. Gene Ontology annotation, biological process: tRNA 5'-leader removal. Bases 118 to 570 code for a protein of 150 amino acids. Gene Ontology annotation, cellular component: ribonuclease P complex. Gene Ontology annotation, molecular function: ribonuclease P RNA binding. The record is from RefSeq and is a predicted model, not a curated record. Lineage: Eukaryota; Metazoa; Arthropoda; Insecta; Hymenoptera; Ichneumonidae. The transcript has 4 exons.
UCAAACGCGAUAGUGCCAAAUAAAUAAAAAUGGUUAAAAAUAAUAAUAUAUAAAACAAUGUGAUUCGACAAUUAUUUUUUACGGAAGAACUAUAAAGAGUUUUAAUAAUCACGCAACAUGGUGCGAUUCAAAAACAGAUACAUUACGAUAGAAAUAGUCCCUCAGGGAAAUGAGGACAAGCCUCUGGUUUUGAAAACCACUGCAUUGCAUCUUGCGAUACAGGAUAAAGUACAGAAAUUGUAUGGUGAUUUUGGUCAGGCUGCAAUCAAAGCUGGAUUUAAUGCUAAAUACUGUAAUACACAUACAAGAAUCGCUCUAAUAAAAGUCCGCCAUGGACCUCACAAAUUCGUGAUUGAUUCUUUGCCUUUCAUCAGUGAUGUCGGAGGUCGUUUGGUCAAAGUGAACAUAAUUUAUGUUGGUGCCACCAUGAAACACUGUUUUAAUUACAUAAAGAAACAUCAACGGAAAAAAUUGGAAGAAUUGUGGAGUUCAUUGAGAACCGACAUGGAGCGUAAACAAAUGCAGGAUGCUCUUACGACCUUGACACCUGCUAUGAAGGAUUUCCAAUAAAGCAACAAAAAAAGGGUUCACAAAAAACUUGUCAAUUGAAAUCUUAUCAGAAUAUUUUUCAUGUACAUCAGUUUUUUUCUAUUAAAACUCAAAUUUUUUCUGA